CCAUGUGGUUGUUGAUAUCUUCUUAAAAAGACAUUUCUCCAAUUAUUCUUCCAGCACUCUUGCGUGUAAAAACGGACAAAAUGUCAGCGGACGUCGUGAACAUCCACGCCCAAGUGGAGUCCGUGCUGGGCGCCCUCGUCAAAGCCGCCGCGGCGGAGUUGACCAGACUGUUCGAGAGCAGCUACGCAGCCUCGGCUGCGGCGGUGCGGGACUGCGGCCCCGCCGAGAACCGCGGAGGGGAUACAAAGUUAAAGCCGUCGGAGAGUUUACUUUCUGGGAAGACAACCCGCAGUAUCGGCGUGCAAGUGGACCAAGAUAUCGACUGCUCGCUCGUCCUUUCAAAUGGAGAUUGUUCCUUAAAGUACAAAGAGGGGGAGGAGGCUCACAGAAUAUUCUGUCCUCUUCUUCCUGCUGGAGACGAUACGAAGCAGGCAGCGGCAGAGUCCAGGGUCCCUGAGACGGAUUGUGGGCAACAACCUGAUUUGACUUUGAAUGGUGUGACUCCAGACGAGCAGAAGCCUCUAGUCGCGAUCCCGGCAAGUCAGAAGUUUCCGCUAAUCCUGCACUGCGAGUCUCUGGCCCCCCCGCCCGCGGAAGCGAAGCCUCAGCUGUCCCGCGUGAGCACAGCCUACAGCCCCUCCCCCAGCGACGGGGCGGCCACGCUCUGGGAGCAAGUCCCCGUGCCAAAAGGCAGCGACAACUUCCUGCAGAUGAAGCUGAAACUCUCCUCUCCCGACCAGAAGCUGGCGAGCGGCUGCGUGGUGCGACUGGUCAACAUGCUGACCGCCGCCGAGAUGAAGGCCAAGAUGCAGGAGGGCGGCGGCAAAAAGGCGUGGCCUCUGCCCAAAGACCUGCGGCGCCACCAGAGCGUCCACACGGGACACCGCCUGUGCUGCUUCACGCCGUGCGGCGACGACGUGUGGCGCCUCCAGAAGGUGGUGGCGCGCUCCCGCGACGGCUACGCCUGCGCCGUCUGCGGCAAGACCUUCCAGCGCCGCAAGCUUCUUCGCCGCCACGAGCGCUUCCACACGGGCGAGAAGCCCUACGCCUGCGCCAAGUGCGCCAAGAGCUUCGCGCUCAGGAAGAACCUCCGCCGCCAUCUGAGGUUCCACACGGGCGAGCGGCCGCACAGGUGCGCCAGCUGCGGCAAGAGCUUCCGCCUGCGCGAGAACUUGAAGACGCACCUGCGCUUCCACACGGGGGAGAAACCCUACGAGUGCAGCCUGUGCGGCAAGACGUUCCGCAUCAUGCAGAACCUGGAGAAGCACAACCUCAGCCUGUGCGGGGACUUUGUGCCCUCCUUCAAGACCAUCGCCGGCUUGUAGCGCCGACCUCCACUCGCACCACUCACUACCUCGGACCGACGGUUCUCAAACCAGGUACCACCUCAGAGUACACUUGCUUGGUUCUCCGAGUACCACCACAAUGACCAACAUUCAGCUACAGUAGCGUAGUAGGCCCACGUGUUCAUCAAAAACAAGGCAAAGGUUUUAUUUGACAAGUAACACUGUAUACCCAGUUUGAACAGUCACACUGUGUUAAAUAGGCCCACGUGUCCAUCAAGAACAAGGCAAGGGUUUUCUUUAACAAGUAACACUUUACCCAGUUUGAACAGUCACACUGUGUUAAGUAGGCCCACGUGUCCAUCUCAAACAAGGCAAGGGUUUUCUUUAACAAGUAACACUGUACACACAGUUUGAACAGUCACACCGUGUUGGAACAUUUCACCAAGUCAUUCUUUGGCGUACCACUAGAUGGAGCCCGCACCACAUCAGUCCAAUAUCGGCCCCCCCCAAAAAAUGAUACCGGCUCGCAGCUAAAAUGACCGAUACAUGUUUACUUUGGCAGAUGUCUUCCGAUAAGCACACAAGAUUGACCGUUCCCUGUACUUUGGUUAAGUCCUUCUCAAAAGGUAAACCUGGUAGGCUAAAGGCUGCGAGCAGCUACACAACAGCUAAGCAUACAAUAGCACACAAGCUAGUCGUACGUAACAAGUGUCCUUAAUAGAACAACAUUGCUGUCUAAUACAGGACAUUUGUCAUAAUUAGUCACAUAUGACUUAACCUAAGUCAUUCACAAAAGGUAAACCUGAUAGGCUGCAAGGAGAUGCACAACAGCUAAGCAGACAAUAGCACACAAGCUAGUCGUACGUAACAAAUGUCCAUUAUUGAACAAUAUUGCUGUCUAAUACAGGACAUUUGUCAUAAUUAGUCAUAAUUUGACCUAAGUCCUUCACAAAAGUUACACCUGGUAGGCUAAAGGCUAUAAGCAGCUACACAACAGCUAAGCAUACAAUUGCACACAAGCUAGUCGUACGUAACAAGUGUCCUUAUCUGCGGUCUAAUACAGGACAUCUGUCAUAAUUAGUCACAUAUGACUUAAGUGCUUCACAAAAGGUAAACCUGGUAGGCUAAAGACUACCAGCAGCAACACAACAGCUAAGCAUACAAUAGCACACAAGCUAGUCGUACGUAACAAGUGUCCUUAAUUGAACAAUAUUGCUGUCUAAUACAGGACAUUUGUCAUAAUUAGUCACAUAUGGCUUAAGUGCUUCACAAAAGGUAAACCUGAUAGGCUAAAGGCUGCGAGCAGCUACACAACAGCUAAGCAGACAAUAGCGCACAAGCUAGUCGUACGUAACAAGUGUCCUUAAUUGAACAAUAUUGCUGUCUAAUACAGGACAUUUGUCAUAAUUAUAUGACUUAAGUGCUUCACAAAAGGUAAACCUGGUAGGCUAAAGGCUGUGAGCAGCUACACAACAGCUAAGCAGACAAUAGCACACAAGCUAGUCGUACGUAACAAGUGUCCUUAAUUGAACAAUAUUGUUGUCUAAUACAGGACAUUUGUCAUAAUUAGUGACAUACACAAAAGGUAAACCUGGUAGGCUAAAGGCUGUGAGCAGCUACACAACAGCUAAGCAUACAAUAGCACACAAGCUACUCGUACGUAACAAGUGUCCUUAUUUGCUGUCUAUUACAGGACAUUUGUCAUCAUUAUGCUCACAUGUGACUUACGGAUUAGCAAUUACAAAGUAUCCAGUAACAAAUGUGUCCGCAUCAUUGAACUUACCCUUCAUUUAUUGUCCCCAAAACACAAAUCAACACUCCACUUGCAUUCCUACCUUUGUUCUCUUGAGUAAUUUCACUUGAUUGAACCAUUAGAACAUUCCACACUACAACAUAAAAGUAUGUACUUUUGUGCAAUUAAGGUUAAUAUUUUUUUACACCCGCCAUUGUUCUCUUCACUCAAUCAAACCUUUCCUAACAUUCCACACUACAACAUUUUUGAAAGUAUGUACUCUUUUUUUUUUUUUUUUUAUGAAUUUAUUACUCAAUCAACAAAACAAGACACAACAAUACCACAACAAUGCAAUCCAAUUCCAAAACCAGCAACAUUAAGAACAACAAUAAACAGAGCAAUUGAGGACACACAAAUCCAAAUGUAGUGAAACAAAAAUGAACAUUAUCGACAACAGCAUCAAUAUCAGUAAAGUAUGUACUCUUGAUUCCGACUGAUAUCGUAUCGAAUUAAUAUUGGUAUCGGAAGUUGUAACGGAACACACCAAAUUUUCACGUACAUUUAAUGGGAGAAAAACCUUUACUCCCGUAUGGAAUAAUAUAAAAUGUCAUGACAACCAAAAAUAUGAACACAAAACAAAAACUUUAACAUCCCUCUGACCUUUAUUGGACAUAAAGCGGAUUGUAGCUGUGAGUUCUUUCUUAAAACCAAACUUUCUUUAUCAAAGUGCUUUUACUCGCAACUUUUUUGGGCCCCACCUCGGCUUAUUUUGCAGUCUUGCCCAAUAAACAGACCGAGCCGUUCUUCGUUUGGACACUCACUCCUGCCAGGCUAACGCGCCAGUUUGUUAGCGUGCGGCAAAAAACCGGGGCGGUCCUAAACCGAGGUCAAGUGGAUUCUGUUCAUCAAGACCUGGUCCAUCGUCUCAAGGAGAUGCACAAAACAAUCCUUGGUCAUGUUCCGUCCUUCAAGUCUGGACCAUGUUGGCAGCUACACUCUUCCUCCAAAUGAGGAUUCCACUUUCAUUCUUUUUGUAGCAGCUAAAUGCACUGAAAUGUAAAAAAAAAAGGUAAGAAUAAAAGUUGUUUUUGUCCACCAGCAAGGUGAUAUUUCUUUAAAUGGACAAAAAAGGCGUCCUGGGGGACAUUUUCAUCCCACAGCUCCUAUUAUCAGCCCAAAGAAUAUUGUAGAAAUCCAAUUAAAUAUGAUAUACUUGUACUAAAAACACUACAUUUUAUCAUCUGUAGUACAACACACAUCCGUUCAUGUUUCACUUUGUUUUAUGUACUGCUAAUGUACUCAGGUCGUACUACAUUGUGUUUAGUACAAGUUGAUUGAAGUAUACAACAUACUGUGUACUCAGGUUGUACUACAUUGUGUUUAGUACACGUUGAUUGAAGUAUACAACAUACUGUGUACUCAGGUUGUACUACAUUGUGUUUAGUACAAGUUGAUUGAAGUAUACAACACACUGUAUGUGUGUAAUUGCUAAUUACAUUAAAAGAAUGUGUUAGAUUGUAUCUGGCAGCUUCUUGUAUGUUAAAAAAGUACACAUUGGAAUCCAAUAUAAGAGCAAAGAUUAUAUGUGAUAUCCUCAGAGAGGUAUUUCUGUAACAGUAAUACUAUUUUUGGUGUACUUUGCAACCAAACCGACUACUGUAAUAAUGCUACUUUUUUAUGUUUGUAUGUACUUUAAGCCACUUUUUAAACUCAUGGUUUUUUUGUACUUUUUUUUUAUAGUAAUACAAUGUUUUUAUAGAUACUAGUUAGCAGUACCACUAUUUUUGGUGUACUCUGCAACCAAACCAACUACUGUUUUAAUGCUACUUGUUGAUGUUUAUUUGUAGUCUUUGUUGUAAUAUUUUACCAUCCGUUUGUUACUUUUCUUUUUCUCCACUACUGAUUGUAUGAGACACCUUGCCAACAUUGGGAGAGUUCAUGUUCAGGAUGAAGGCUUUCUAUUGUAACCAUUUGAUGUCAAAAGUAUUAAUAAAUAUUUCUUAAAAGUCCAA
Molecule: messenger RNA, 5030 nt
Organism: Nerophis lumbriciformis (worm pipefish)
Lineage: Eukaryota; Metazoa; Chordata; Actinopteri; Syngnathiformes; Syngnathidae
Biological process (GO): regulation of transcription by RNA polymerase II
Molecular function (GO): RNA polymerase II cis-regulatory region sequence-specific DNA binding; DNA-binding transcription factor activity, RNA polymerase II-specific
Source: RefSeq, a predicted model, not a curated record